AUGAUUGAAAUUCCGUCUUAUCUACUAAAACUGCGUUAUGGGGCCGUUGCACAGCGGACACUUCAACAGAUACGCUCAUCUGAGCAACCAAAGUCCAAGGAUGAUGUUCGCAAUGCCAUGGUAAGCCAACUCUCCACUAUUGGGAUAAUUGGGUCCAAUCCAGUCAUGUUUAGCAAGAAUGAGGAUUAUAUCGAUAAGUUGGUGGAAAUCUUCAAGAAUAAGGGACCUGCAAAAGCGAGUGCAAUGGUUACUGAUGAGUUUGUCAAUGACGAGACCGAGACGGAUGAGCUUGUGACGGAAGUUGACGAUAGCAGCGUUGGCAAAUCUCCCUCUGCUGCAUUGAAAGUCGAACCUCUAGAUAGUUCGGCUACUUCUAUUGACUGCCAAUCUCUCCCAUCUCGAUGGAUCACUCCAAAGGAAUGCCAGUUUGAGCUUUCGCUAGACGGUUUGGAGAUCUCGACCAAGAAUCCCACCAAAUCCGUGUCCUCCACUUCCUCAAUAACGGUUAAUCUUCCUCAUCACGGUCGUUCCAGCAUAUUCUCGACAAAAGCCGAUUUUAGCGUGCAUGAAACGAUCGGCAUAUACUAUUAUGAGGUGGAGAUUCUUUUUGGCCUAAACUCGGGGUCGGAGAUAACAAUAGGAUACAUGGAUGGAGAUCAACCAGAGGAAAUCAUCAGCUCUUUGAGGGGCCACGACGAGAACGCAUGGGGAUACAAAGGCAAAGACGGAAAGCUAAUAAGCUUUGAGGAGUGUAGAUCCAGCGUUCGUACCUCGUGCAAAUUUGGCAAUAAAGAUGUCGUUGGAUGCGGAGUGAACUUCGUCAAUCGCUCGAUUUUUAUCACCAAGAAUGGUGUAUUCCUUGGUGAAGCCUUUUCUUUGCCAUCGAACAUGAAACGAGUCGUGCCAGUGGUGAGUCUGGGAUCAUGGAACUCGAUUUCAACCAAUUUCGGCCAUACCAAAAGCUUCAGGUUCAACAUUGACAACUAUGUCGACUCAUUCAAGUUACGGUUUCUAAAGACAAUCAAUAACUAUAAAAUACCCCCGGUGACACUAGACAACGGCACAGAAAUUAAGGACUCCAACGAUAUGAAGAACUCGCUUAACCAGAUGAUUAAAAAGUACUUUGAGCAUAGAGGGUAUGCAAACGCGCUCAAGUCAUUUGAGAAGGAUUUGAGUUUUGAAGGCCAUACAGAGCCACCAUUUCCUAUAAGACGGGAAAGCUAUAUCAAGAAACAGCUCAAGGAUUUGAUUUCAAGCAAUGAAAUCGAUUCAGCCACGGAGUUGGUUAAUUCCAAUUUCCCUGGUCUGCUCGAAGACAAUACAGAUAUACAGUUUAAACUAGACUGCCUUAAACUGGUGAACAUGGUCGGUAAUGAUAGUGAAGAACAAUUUAUUAAACUUGCUAAACAAAUGAAGUCGGCUUACACUUCGGAACAAUAUCAAAAAAUACUUAACGAUCUUUUGGGGUUGCUUGCAUACGAUGACCCGACUGCCACUGCGUUGUACAAAUCAUUCGUGAACUUCGAACGGGCUAGAUUGGUGCACAAGCUCUGCAUGUUGAUCAAUAUGAAAAGUGGCAUUCCGGCAUUAUCAAAUUUUGAACAGCUAAUUCACGCCGCAGACUCCAUGGUCGCUGAGAGCAACGAUCUCAAUACGGCACUGAUAGACGUAGUAAAUGAUUUUGUCCAGAUAUGA
Ogataea parapolymorpha DL-1 is the source of this 1695-nucleotide messenger RNA. Its product is annotated as Vacuolar import and degradation protein 30. Gene Ontology annotation, molecular function: protein binding. Bases 1 to 1695 code for a protein of 564 amino acids. The transcript has a single exon. The record is from RefSeq and is a predicted model, not a curated record. Gene Ontology annotation, cellular component: cytoplasm. Gene Ontology annotation, biological process: cell surface receptor signaling pathway; cytoskeleton organization. Lineage: Eukaryota; Fungi; Ascomycota; Pichiomycetes; Pichiales; Pichiaceae.